AUGUCCGGUAGUAACAAAACCGUGCAGCUUGUCGACCCAGAGAAGUGUGAGCAGGUGGUGCAGCCAAAUAAGAUGACUUAUACGGACGCUGAUGGGGUUGAACAUGAGAUGCACUUGCCCGACGGGACUUUUGACGCUGCUGUCAAAUACAUACAGAAUCAAGCGUUUGAUAAGCCUGCAAAAUAUCCUGCAUGGGACAACCAGAUAUACACCGAAGUGGACUAUAUCAGGAAAGUAUAG
This is a messenger RNA of Penicillium soppii, 240 nucleotides long. RefSeq lists its product as uncharacterized. The record is from RefSeq and is a predicted model, not a curated record. Bases 1 to 240 code for a protein of 79 amino acids. The transcript is spliced from 2 exons. Lineage: Eukaryota; Fungi; Ascomycota; Eurotiomycetes; Eurotiales; Aspergillaceae.